AUGCUCGCAAGAAAAAGAAGAAAUUUGAAAGAUGAGUAUGUUCAAUUUCUUUCAACUCCAGUCGAAAAGAGACUAAAAGCUAAUCAAUUCUAUGAGAACUUGCGACACUUUUAUAGAAGAAAAUGGGGAUGUUCUCUUCGUAUACCUUAUGCAAAUGGGAAGGAGUUGGAUCUUUAUGAGCUUUAUGAUGCUGUUGUUUCUCUUGGUGGAUGGCAGAAAGUUACUAAUUUUGAUCGAUGGGGGGAAGUUCUCCAGAAAUUGUCAAUUUCUGAAAAUAUUCAAAUGGCUGAACAUGCUGUUCGUAUUAUUUAUAUGCAAUAUUUAUGUAAAUUUGAACAAAAUGAAAGUGGCGGAGAUAUUGUUGAAGAACACGAAAAUGAAUUGAUUGGAAUUAGAUCUGCUCGAUUGAAAGGAAUGAUAGCAAUGCCUUCUUAUAGUGAACCACCAAUGAGUGUUUUUAGAUCCUCUGAUAAUUUUCCUCCUCUCGAUUUCCACAAAUUAGUUUUUUCUCUCCUCAGUGGAUUACCAAAUGAAGUUGCUUUUGCAUUAAAUGUGCUUACAAUAAUGUCACAUCCAGGACCAUUUGUCUUAAAUUUCGAGAAUUGCCCAAAUAUCAUUGAUUUGUUGGUUUCACUUAUUGGCAUUAAAGUGGACUUACUAGGUGCUGCUCCAUCAAAUUUGUAUAAAUGGUGGGAAGAAACAAGCAAUUACGAUUUUACAAAAUUUUGGAAAUAUUCUGGAAUUGAUGAAGGGAUUUUUAAUUCUUGGAUUUUUAGUUCAGAACAGGAAACUAUGAAAUUGUCUUCUCUGUCUGAAAUAUACAAAGAUGAUAAUUUUGAUCUCACUAAACCGACAAAUUGGCGUGUUUUCAGUAUUCUUGGCAUUUUACACAAUCUUUCUUUCGAGGAAAAUAAUUUGUUGACAAUGGGAGAGAAUAAAGCUUUAUUGAGAUUACUACUUAUUUGUUGUAACUGUCGAUGGCAAUUACUUAAACGUAUAGCUUGUGAAACACUUAGCAAUAUUUCAAAAAAUAUAAACUUAAUUUCAAUUGAAGACCCUCUAACUGGUUCUGCUUUUUUCAAAUCAAUACAAAAUGGUUUAAAUUCCAAUGACCGAUUUGAAAUACUUCGAUUUAUUGAAAUAAUAGGAGGAUUAUGUCAAACAACUUUGAAUGAACCUAUUUUGUGUGAUUUUCUUGAUAAAACGAAUUUUUUCCCUCGUAUUUUCACUCUUUUAACUCUCAAAGAUAUUUUGAUUUGUAUUAUUUCAUUGGAAACAAUUUUGCAAUUAUCUGAAUUAGGAAGAAAUGCUUGUGAAUUAAUUAGUAGUUGUAAUAAAUCUGUUGAACAAUUAAUUGGAAUGUUAACAACAGAUGCAGCUUCUUUUGGACAGGCUGGCUUGUCUGGGAUUAAAGUUGUUGAAAUUAAUGGACACCAUGUACAGCCUUAUGUUAAUCCAAACAAAAAGAAACUUCAUUCAUUAAAUCAAUCCAGCCAACAUUCAAAAACAACAACACAGCAACAACAACAACCAAUAAUAACUAAUACAACAACACCAAUAAAUAAUCAUUUACCUCCUAUAACAAAUAAUAAUUUUUCUGAAUUAGACAAAUCUAUUAAUAAUAUAGCAACAACAGCAAAAAUAACAUCAAAAUCAAAAAAUAAUUCUAAUAAAAAGUGUGUUGAAGCACAAAUGCCGCAACAUAUGUGUGAAUGGAUGAUGAUGACUUUAGAUGAUACUAAUGAAGAAAUUGAACCCUGUUCAAGAUUCUUUUCUACUCCCUCGCAACUUCUUUUCCAUAUUUACGAAGAUCAUCUCAAAGCACUUGUUCAGUCGCACGCAAGUUCAGCGGCUAAAAACCCAGACAAUGUUUGUAUGAUUAGGUGUAGAUGGCCUAUGUGCGACAGUACACCUCGUACUUUGUGGUCAAUGACUACACAUUUACAGGAUGUUCAUUGCACAGAACAGAGUUUAGAAAUAAAUUUACAAAAAAGAAAUGAAUUUGGACUUGAUGAUUAUAUAAAUCAAAUUAGACAACUUUUUAAACAAAAUAGAGAACAAGGACAACAACCAGGUUAUGCACCUUUUGCUGCAUAUGAAGCAAUUAGACGGCAUGCUCUUACAAAUUUGAAGAAAGAUUUGACGGAUGACAAUGAAGGCCCAGUAACUCGCAACAUCAGACUUACAUCAGCAAUAAUUUUACGAAAUUUAUCAAAACACUCAACAUUGGCGAGGAGAAAAUUGCAAAGAUUUGAAGGAUUUUUGAGGUAAUUGUUAAUAAUUUAUCGAAAUUCAUUUUUAAGAUGUCAAAACUGGUUAGCCAUUCAAUGGGGAGGAGGGGGAGCUGUUUAAGCGAUACCCCCUAUAAGACUCAAUUUUUCAACGAUUGUAUUAUGAAAUUCGGGUAAAACUAAGUGAGAUUUGGUAUUUAAUUUGGAAUUUAUUACUUUCUACCAUUCUUACUUUCUUUUAUUACUUUAUUACUUUCUACCAUUCUUCAAACGAUCGACCAAUUUCCGCUAGCCCCACUCCACUUACACCCAAAUCUAUUCCCCAUUCUUUUAAAUAGGCAAGUCUUCUC
Messenger RNA from Meloidogyne enterolobii, 2581 nucleotides. The record is from the annotation of a GenBank genome assembly. NCBI's taxonomy places the organism in Eukaryota, Metazoa, Nematoda, Chromadorea, Rhabditida, Meloidogynidae.